AUGCAGAUAUUUGUGUAUCAUUAUAUGCAACUUUUCGAUCCUCUUGAAGCAAAAAUGGAGAAAUCUGCAACGAUGGAAACCAAGGUGAAUAUCAAGGCUUCUGCAGAGAAGUUCUUCGACGUUUACUGCAACAAGACACACCAUUUUGGCAGCAUCUUGCCUGAACAAAUAGAGUGUGUGGAGAUUCAGAAAGGUGAAUGGGGCAGCGAGGGAUCGAUCAUCUGCUGGUAUUACUCACUUGAGGGGAAACGUUGUGUGUGUAAGGAGGUGGUUGAAGACAUUGACAAGAAAAACAAGAAAAUGAAGUUCAGAGUUAUAGAGGGAGACUUGUUGGAACUUUACAAGACCUUCAACUUCAUUCUUCAAGUUACUCCAGAGGAGCAGGGAAGUGUGGUGCAUUGGGUCAUACAAUAUGACAAACAAAACGACCUCGUUUCUGACCCUCAGGCCAUGUUGCAGUUGCUAAUUCUGGAGAGCAACAUGCUUGAUGUUCACCUUACCAUGAACACCAACUAA
Messenger RNA from Sphenostylis stenocarpa, 516 nucleotides. Lineage: Eukaryota; Viridiplantae; Streptophyta; Magnoliopsida; Fabales; Fabaceae. The record is from the annotation of a GenBank genome assembly.